This is a messenger RNA of Phytophthora infestans T30-4, 831 nucleotides long. RefSeq lists its product as uncharacterized. The record is from RefSeq and is a predicted model, not a curated record. The coding region runs from base 8 to 631 and encodes 207 amino acids. The transcript has a single exon. NCBI's taxonomy places the organism in Eukaryota, Oomycota, Peronosporomycetes, Peronosporales, Peronosporaceae.
CUUCCCCAUGGAUCUUACCGACAUCCCGUUCAACGUGCCUGUGAUCCUGUGGUCGUUCUUUCGCCAAAAGACCCUGCAGAGCCCUUUCGGCACCAAGAAAGCGCACUGCCUGACCGACAACCGCGACUUCUACGAGCAAAUGAUCUUACGUCGUGUCCGUGACGAUAAGGUCGCCAUCCAAUCCGUCCACAAUGGGCGCUACCUUCAAGUUCGCUCAAGCGGGGAAUGCGUCUUCGACUCGAAAGAGCCUGGAGAGCGUGAGUUCUUCACGAUGGAGACGCACUCGAACUACUUCUGCUGUGCUCUGUACUACGUGUCGUGCAACACGGGACUCGUCCUUCAAUGCGACGAGAACGAUGUCGUCAAGUGUGCGAACCAGUUGCGCGAAGUUUGCGAGGCCUGGAGGAUCGUGGAGCCCCGUACAAGCACUGCCCCAACUACCACCGCACUGCAGCGAGUUGGCAGCCAACGCUACGUUCUGGCCGAACAAGAUCGCCAGCGUGUAGUCGAGGAGCUCGCUGGACGCGGAAAGACUCCAGAGGAGAUCGAGCAAAUCGUCAUGAUAGUCGUUGAUGCUCCUGUGGCUACCGCUUCGACCUCACCUCUCGUCGUACCAGUCUACAAGGCGUAGACUCAGUUCACAGCAGCCCUGGGUAUCUUCAUGUUGAUAACAGCGUAUUAAUCUCAGCGUACCGGAACUUGCUGGCUCGUACUGGAGAGUGUACCAUCAGUAGACGAGAGGAGAGCCAUUCGAUUAGCCUCAUAGUCUUCUACUAAUUCAUCCAUCUUCACUUGAACAUCAUCUGAAUAAUCUCGCCAUUGUUGCAAUGC